Messenger RNA from Porites lobata, 3342 nucleotides. Lineage: Eukaryota; Metazoa; Cnidaria; Anthozoa; Scleractinia; Poritidae. The record is from the annotation of a GenBank genome assembly.
AUGGUACUUCUUGGUCUGCGUUUUACGCUGUUUAAGAAUUUCCCAAAGCGCGCAAAGACAUUUACAGAACGAGUGCACCAGGGAAUUUAUCAUGGAAAAGGUUACAUGUAUGGCCAUGUGAGCACAUUUUCUGAAAAAAAGUAAGCUUAAUGUUGAUUUUAAUGUGAAAGAAUUUAAUUGUUGAACGUAAAUAUAUAACUUUGUAAAGUUAUUACUGUCUUUCAAAUUUAUUCCUUAAGAUACUUUCGAGGAUCUAAAUUAGACAUAAAUGUCAGCAACAACUGCACCAACAUUAACAUUUUUUAUUUGAAGCAGUUCAUGUUCCCCAAGUUUGGAAGUAACAGUAACUAGCAAAUCCUCUCAAAAACAGAUACUCUUGGAACCGGUACCAAAUAUUUGUCUUGGUGAGGUGUUCGCUCUAUAGAGAAAGAAAAAAAAAGAAUGACUCAGGGUGCAAAGAAAAUCAUUUUUGCAGCUUGCCAUUCGGGUAAGCUGAAGCUAGCAUUUACUAGCCCAGAUGUCAUUUCAACUAGCCCAAAAGCUUUUUGUUAAGCAGAAUUGAUUUAACACUUCUUCUGUUAUUGAAAUUCCUCAAAAACCAUCACUUGCGUGGCGGGCAAGUUAAAAACAGAAUUCACUAGCCCGAUAGCAAAAUCCACUAGCCCCGGGCUAUCAGACACCACUUUCUUUGCACGCUGAUGAUGAGCAGGGACCACCUUUAUCAUUCAUUUUAUUCCAGGCACGACAUUUCCCACCACUCUCUGGCCAUCUGUUGGGCUUUUUUCUUCUUUAGAAAGCUGCUAAUGCCCCAUGGAGGGGGCAGCAGGUCCAUACAGCAACCCCACUGUAGGGCAUUAAAAAAAUUGAGCAAAUUACCCACAAAAUUAACAAACCACAAAUCCAUGCAGUGAAUAAAUUCUUCCGCUGACAGUAACCAUACAUUGAUGCAUACACAAGGUGCAAAGAAAGUCAGUUUUUAUAAUACCUUUCUCUUAGGUAGCAUGUGCUGGCCCAAGAGCAAUUUUAACUAGCUAACAAAAUAUCCAGAACCAAUCCAAGACUCACUCCUACAAGCAAUGAGUCAUGUAACCAGACAAUUUCUGAAGUCAUGUUACAUCAUAUUUCAACACGCCAUGAAGCCUUUAACCAGUCUAGUAAGGAUUUUUACUCCCACCUGCUAUCGCAAACACCUGCCACUUUUGAGAGGCUUGAAGCACUUGCAGAAACACUGUCACUUGUAGAAACAUUCAGAACACUCAUAGUAGGUUAGACAUAUGAAGCUGGCUGCCCUUUGAAACUUGACGUAAGCUCUGACCCUCUGGUGGUUAUCCUGCCUUACCCACAUGCAUCUAAUAAAUGGUAAAACAAAGUGAGUAGCCACUCCAGGAGAACUAAAAUGGCAGCUGUUGAAAUAUUAAAAGUGUCCAAUAAAUAAAGGGGGAGGGGACUGGGGGCUAUGGGCCUGCCUGGUAUAGACUGAGACAUGCCCUUAUAUCGACUGUGUAAUUCUACUUUUUUGUCCUUCUGUUAUAUAAUGAUAUUAUGGUUAAAAAGGGAGGAAAAAACUAUACUUUGGAUGGCUACCAAUCCAGUCAAAACUAACAGGGGACAAAAAAGGCACGCAACAGUACCGAGGGAAGAUUCCAAUAUUAUUCUUUCCAGCAUGUAUGAAUUGCUACAUGUGUAGUAGUUUGACAUAUGAGAAAAAAAGGUUAAUUUCAUCUGAUUGAUAAUAAGGUGAUGCUAUAAUGUACAGCUGUAGCAUACACUAUUUAAGCAACAGAAAACUAUUUCCGUGUUUACAUAGCCUGAUAUAAACACGAGAGGGGUUGGGAGAAUUCAAGACAGUUAUGCAAACCCGAGAUGAAGUCGAGGGUUUGCAUAACUGUCGAGAAUUCUCCCAACACCUCGAGUGUUUAUAUCAGGCUAUGCAAACACAGGAAAAAAGUUUUCUAUUGCUUUUAUAAAAUAACUUUCCCGAGAAAAACCCAAAACUCUUUGUAUGGCACUGAUUAAAAGAGAAACUCUUACCAGUCGCAAAGUCUUGUCCACGAAGUCUUGCUCGCGUAAUCAGUUCUUGUUUUGCACAAAGAUGCUUUCCAAAAUACAGAUUUUUCUCGGUUAAAAUGUCAGCUUAGGGGAAGAAAAAUUGACACACCUUCUUUGUAGCGAUUUUCCAAGUUUCAGCCGAUGAACGAAUGGGUAAAAAAAGUAAACUUGUUGAGUUUUGAACUAAAAAACCUUUUCAAAUUCGUGCUUGCGUGAUUAGCACGCAAAAAGCAAAACAUCUUGAUGCCACAACCAUGUUUACAUACUCUCAUGCAAACACGCCUCUCAGCCAAUCAGAGUGCGCGUACUAUCCUAGCUAUUUUAUAAACAUGUAUGAUUGUAAAGUUCGUCCUUGAGGGCUGCUGGGGGUAGGGGGGGUUACCUACACGGGGGAACCUACACCUGUACAGUUUACACUGUAUUGACUGUUUGUCCCUUUGCUACUAAGUGGGUGUUCUGCAGAUGACCAUUACAUGCAUGAAGAAACUCAACCUUCCCUUAAAAAAAAAACAUGAGUCUCUUUACUUUCUGUUCCAAGGAUGUCCUUUGCCCUUGUAAGUUAUCCUUUGCAAAAGCUCUGAAUGGGAACAACACGAAAAAAGGCAGCAAAAUUAAAUCACAAAUUGUCCUUUUUGGGGUCAAAGACUCAUAAGGCCUCUCAUAUGUUUAGCAAUAGUGGCCAGCUGGUAAAUGACUGUAAUGUUACGUCACAGUGUUGGACAGAAUAAACAUUUUAGGAGAGCUAUUGCAGGCAAACAAAAUGUGAUUGCAAAGGCUAUAAAUCAAUAUAAAUUAAGUUAAUUGUCCAUAGUUUUAAUAUGAUUUUUUAUAUCUUUCCAAGCAUGUUCCAUCACAUGUCAUCUGAAAGCUUCAAUAAGCUUAAAACUGAUCUGGAUUCAUUUUGCUUACACACAAUUGCCUUCUUUCCACAGAACCAAGCGGGUUUGGAAGCCAAAUGUUGUCAAAAAGAAAUAUUACAGUCAAAUACUGGAACAAACAAUGAGAUUUGAAUUCAGUACGCAUGCACUAAGAUGUAUUGACAAGGCAGGAGGAUUUGACAACUACAUUAUGAACACUAAAGACAAGUGGCUACACUCAAGAACAGCUAUAGAACUGAAGAAGCUUAUGUUAGAAGUACUCAAGUGUAAGGAACAGGGUAUGCCGAUGAGUCAGAUUAGGAAGGAGGUGUUCCCACAGCCUAAAGUAAGCAAACAUGUUCAUAUUCCAAAGACAUACACCACCAGAUUUUACUUUGAUUGGAGAGGACCUCGCAAACAAGUAGUUUAUUGCUGA